AGGAGCUGCAAGUAAACAAUAAUCAACAAAGGAACAUUGUAGAAGAGCUAGAUAUUAAUUGUUCUUGUCAGUUUAAAUACGUAGUGAAAUUCAUAAUGGAUGUAUUUCUAAUGAUCCGACGAAAAAAUAUGACGAUAUUUACAGAUGCGAAAGAUAAUACGACAGUUCUUGAACUUAAGAAAAUGAUAGAAGGUAUAUUGAAAGUACCACCUGUCAAUCAACAGCUGUUCAACAAAGACAAUGUUCUAAUGUCAGAUAGUAAACUUUUAUCUGAUUAUGGGCUAACAUCUGCAACUGCAAAACCACAAUGUCCUGCAUUAGUAGGAUUAGCAAUACGUCAAGAUAAUGGUCAAUUUGAACCUUUAGAAAUGACCCCAUUCUCACUACCACCUGAUCUACCAGAUGUCAUGAAAUCUCAGGAAACCACUGAAUGCCAAGAACAAUAACCUUGACACAAUAUUACCUUUGUGAACCAACUGAUGAUAAGGCAUUACUAAGAGAAUUUGAAGAACAAAUAACAAUAACAUUUAUAGAUAUACACUACUGCUAUAGUAGACUAUAUAAAUCUACAUAUCUUAAAACUAAAAAUAAUAGAAAGUCACAGUACAUAAACAAGGGCAGUUGAUAUCUAUUUCAGCAUUUAACUUGCUACACAUAAAGCAUAUAUUUCAUCUUAA
This is a messenger RNA of Habropoda laboriosa, 677 nucleotides long. It is a transcript of the gene EloB, whose product is annotated as transcription elongation factor B polypeptide 2. The transcript has 4 exons. Bases 96 to 446 code for a protein of 116 amino acids. NCBI's taxonomy places the organism in Eukaryota, Metazoa, Arthropoda, Insecta, Hymenoptera, Apidae. Gene Ontology annotation, cellular component: VCB complex; elongin complex. Gene Ontology annotation, molecular function: protein binding. Gene Ontology annotation, biological process: transcription elongation by RNA polymerase II. The record is from RefSeq and is a predicted model, not a curated record.